Oppiella nova is the source of this 1862-nucleotide messenger RNA. The record is from the annotation of a GenBank genome assembly. Lineage: Eukaryota; Metazoa; Arthropoda; Arachnida; Sarcoptiformes; Oppiidae.
GCUAUAGUGCACUGUAUAUCCCAAACACGUUGGCAUUGGUUUGCAAUACAAAAACAAAACGUUUCACACAUUCAGUGGUGAAUCGUAUCUCCGAUUAAACACACGUUUCGUUAAUCGCAUUGAAAAUCAACGCAAAAAAAGUUUUCAAAACUUUUGCCACAGUUUUCCCAUUGAUAUCAAGAGCUCGCGAGUGGAUAGGGAGGCCAGGGAUGUCAGCCGAUAGCGAUUACCGGACACAGUUGAUGGAGUUGGCGAACCGGGAGGCCCGGGAGCUGUUACUUAACGGCCAGAAGAUUGGCAAACAGGUGACCGCCGAGGGAGGGGUGCUGUCGGAGCUGGUGUUCGCCAUCAAGUCGUUGAACUUCUUGGAGGUGAUCCGAUGCGAGCCGUUCACCACAUUGUCACCGAUGGUCAGGUGUUUGGAGGCCUUGCAGUCGCUGGUCCUCCACAGCAAUGGCCUCACAGCUGUUCCCACCGAAAUCGGUUCGCUAUCGAAACUCAAGUUCUUGGACCUGAGCCGCAAUCAGCUGACAUCCAUACCCGACUCCAUCGGCCAGUUGGCAACACUGCAGACCCUGAACGUGGAGCACAACCAGCUCGCGGACCUCCCGGACCUGUCCGGACUCAAGUCCUUGCUAUCCGUGAAGCUGUCGGGCAAUCGGUUGACACGAUUUCCAUCGAGUCUUUGCGUGGACUCAUCGCUGCAACACUUAAGCGAAAUACACGCCAACUGUAACCAAAUCGCUGACAUUCCCCCCACUAUUAGCAAACUGCCGGCCCUUAAGCACCUGGACCUCAGCUCCAACGCCCUGCUGGCACUGCCCGGACAGUUGGGCGACUGUUCCAAGAUUAAAGUCAUCGAUCUUAAGAAUAACAAACUAAAGGACAGGCGUUUAGUGAAACUGAUAGACCAGUGCCACACCAAACAGAUCAUGGAUUACAUCCGGAGUCAGUGCCCGCGCACUACUAGUAGUCAAAAGCCGAGCGCCGGUACCACUGAUGGCGAUGACAGCGCCACCGGAGGCGAGAAAUCCGGUGAUAACAACACCGACAGCGCCGGCGAUAAGGUGAGGGAUGCCUCGCAAGACAGGCGCUCGAAGGCCAGGGAUGCCCGUAGGCGCCGGCGCUCGUCAUCCCGUUCCCCGCGCACGUCCGAAAGCAGUGAUAAGCCGGCGCUCGACACGAUUAACGUGUUGGCCGUCCAGUCGGACGAGUGGUUUAAGGCGACGACAACGCCGGCGGUCCACGAGUUGCGCAAAAUAGUGGUCUGUCUGGUGAGGGGCGUGGAUCUGACCCGCGAGGGCACCAUCAAGAGGUUCCUCGCCUUGCAGACGGGUACGCGCCAACACGCGACUAUAGCCACACACGACUUGUCAAAGAUAAUCGGCCGCCAAAUCCACUUUGAUGUGCGGCCGCCGACCAAAAUACGGCUCAUUCCCCUCAACCGACCCAAAGAGAUGUCGGCGCAGGAGUUGUAUAAACAGCUGAACGAAGAGGCGGAGGCCUACCGGAAGGAGAAGAAACGGCAGUCCUAUUCAGGCAUUCAUAAGUACCUCUUCCUCCUGAAGGGUAAACAGCGGUUCCCCUGCGUUACGGACGACAAGCAGACCGUUAUAUCCCUACCGCCGCUCAUCAACUCCGAGACUACGAAGAUAACGGAAGAGACGAAAGACAUGCUUCUGGAGGUGACGGGAGAGUCGGUGCCCACCUGUCGGAAGGUUAUGGACGCCCUAUUGCACGGUAUGCUUAAGUUGGGGCUGAGCUCGCAGUCCCUGUCCACUGGCGCCGAUAAUGCUAAUGGAGAGGUGGUAGCGGUGACCGCGGGGCUACAGGCGCUCACCAUACAGCCCAAGGCGUUGACU